AUGGAGUUCAUGCAAAUGGCUAACGACGUCAUCGCAACGUUGUCGUUUUCGCUGCACCGUCCUUUACUGCCACUGACUAUAACAACACUUCUUCUCACCAUUCCCUACAGAACCUGCAUCUCCACCGGUGCACGUGACCUGUCACACACCGGAGGGAUGGCGGAAUCCAAUGGAACCGAUCCAGCCAACGUGGCCACCAUGGUUUCAGAGAACGCCGUCGUGAUCAUUGGGAGACGUGGCUGCUGCAUGUGCCACGUGGUCAAAAGGUUGUUACAAGGCCUAGGAGUCAACCCUCCCGUCUACGAGGUCCAUGAGGACCAUGAAGCCGCCGUCGCUCGCCACCUCUCCCCCACGCCGACGAGCUCCAGUUUCCGGCGGUGUUCCUCGCCGGCAAGCUCUUCGGAGGGUUGGAACGAGUCAUGGCCACUCAUAUCUCAGUUGGAGAGCGAUGUGGCAAUAAUGUUUGGAAAAUGUCUCCUCUGUGGUAAUGGAUUGGUGGGGCGAGUUGUUGUUAGAAGCAGAUACACUAUUGCAUAG
Messenger RNA from Sphenostylis stenocarpa, 537 nucleotides. NCBI's taxonomy places the organism in Eukaryota, Viridiplantae, Streptophyta, Magnoliopsida, Fabales, Fabaceae. The record is from the annotation of a GenBank genome assembly.